Molecule: messenger RNA, 297 nt
Organism: Plasmodium inui San Antonio 1
Lineage: Eukaryota; Apicomplexa; Aconoidasida; Haemosporida; Plasmodiidae
Exons: 1
Coding region: 1-297 (98 amino acids)
Source: RefSeq, a predicted model, not a curated record
AUGGUCACUUUCCUGCAAGAACACUGCAAAGCAACACAACCACCGCGGGCAAAUCGAGAUUCGUAUCUGGAGAAUAAUGAGCCCAAUCGGCCCAGCAACCCCAGGGAGGAGAAACUCACUCACGAGCGAAGGGAGUUUACGGGGAUUGGUAUGGACAACAGCGAGUCAAAGGACGUAAAUGUAGGGAACGACAACACCCCAGGAGAUGAUAGCUUCUGUGAAAUACGUCCAGCGAAAGACUCGAGAGCAGCCUCAUCCUUACAUACCGAAGGAAACACGAGGCAAGUCAACAUCUAG